CACGCGAACCCAGGUGGAGCGACCUAAAGAUGAAAGGCUGGGGUUGGCUGGCCCUACUCCUGGGGGCCCUGCUGGGAACUGCUUGGGCUCGGAGGAGCCAGGAUCUACACUGUGGAGCUUGCAGGGCCCUGGUGGAUGAACUGGAGUGGGAAAUCGCCCGGGUGGACCCCAAGAAGACCAUUCAGAUGGGAUCGUUCCGGAUCAAUCCAGACGGCAGCCAGUCAGUUGUGGAGGUUCCUUAUGCCCGCUCAGAAGCCCACCUCACAGAGCUGUUGGAGGAGGUGUGUGAUCGCAUGAAGGAGUAUGGGGAACAGAUUGACCCUUCCACCCACCGCAAGAACUACGUGCGUGUUAUGGGCCGGAAUGGAGAAUCCAGUGAACUAGACUUACAGGGCAUCCGAAUCGAUUCAGAUAUCAGUGGCACCCUCAAGUUUGCGUGCGAGAGCAUUGUGGAGGAAUAUGAAGAUGAACUUAUAGAAUUCUUUUCCCGAGAGUCUGACAAUGUUAAAGACAAACUUUGCAGUAAACGGACAGAUCUCUGUGACCAUGCCCUGGACAGAUCUCACGAUGAGCUAUGAAUCACUGCAGCAGCUUAGACCAGCUCGAUGGAGCGCCCCCAGGAGGGGAGAUGGUGGCAUUGCCUUUUAUAUUGUUUUUAUGGAAAUGAACUGAAAAAAAAAUGUCUGAAACCAA
This is a messenger RNA of Phodopus roborovskii (desert hamster), 693 nucleotides long. It is a transcript of the gene Cnpy2, whose product is annotated as canopy FGF signaling regulator 2. Gene Ontology annotation, cellular component: endoplasmic reticulum. The coding region runs from base 30 to 578 and encodes 182 amino acids. NCBI's taxonomy places the organism in Eukaryota, Metazoa, Chordata, Mammalia, Rodentia, Cricetidae. The record is from RefSeq and is a predicted model, not a curated record. The transcript is spliced from 5 exons.